Molecule: messenger RNA, 782 nt
Organism: Oppia nitens
Lineage: Eukaryota; Metazoa; Arthropoda; Arachnida; Sarcoptiformes; Oppiidae
Exons: 4
Coding region: 75-686 (203 amino acids)
Source: RefSeq, a predicted model, not a curated record
UAUUAUCCAUUAUUUCCAAUAUAYUAAAUCAAAAUACUGAUAAAAAAUGUCGAUUAAGUCAAUUAGAGUCUCGUAUGCGGUCACUGAUUGGACAGUACGGCUUCAGUGACCACAAAUGGCCAGAAAAAGAGGACGAAAUGCAAAGCUGGUGCAAAGCCAUACCUAAAGAUGGAAAGGCAGCUAAAAAUUAUGUUAAGAAAUGUUUGCACGGAAUGUCAGGAACUAUAAUGUCGGUCACGAUAUACGGGGCCGAAAAAGUGGCCCGAGGCUACUGUAAUAACCCACAGGAAAGGGAUGCAUAUAUGUCACGCGGAAAAUGUGGUAAUAAAGCCAAACCGGGAACUACUAAAUGCUGGAAUAAUAUCAUUAAUGUUAUGACUAAUAUUAAACACUUGAAUGUAUCGUCAGCUAAGAUACCGUCAUUUUGUUGUUCAUUUUUUGAAUGGCGUGAUUGUACAUUGAAUGAGUUUAAUAAGAUGGGAGCACCGGUAUGUUCACAGCAAGACAUUGAAGGUUUCAGUUCACACAUAAGCCGUGGAUCACUUGACCCGUUGAAUAUGUUGUGCGCCGAUUACGAUGACUCCGAUAAAUGCGAUAAAAUUAUGGAUAAAAUUGAGAGAAAACCGACGACAACGCGGUUCAGGACUAUGUUUCCCGCACUUAUGGAAAUGUUUGACACCUUAUGAACCAAAUGUUUACACAAAUAUUCAUUUUAAUUUAAUUUAUAAUUUUUCAAAUACUAAUGAACCCUACUUUACACUAAUUAUCAAUCUAUUUAUUAU